This is a messenger RNA of Nanorana parkeri, 16096 nucleotides long. It is a transcript of the gene RYR3, whose product is annotated as ryanodine receptor 3. Gene Ontology annotation, molecular function: ryanodine-sensitive calcium-release channel activity; calcium ion binding; protein binding. Lineage: Eukaryota; Metazoa; Chordata; Amphibia; Anura; Dicroglossidae. The record is from RefSeq and is a predicted model, not a curated record. The transcript has 104 exons. Gene Ontology annotation, biological process: calcium ion transmembrane transport; intracellular calcium ion homeostasis. The coding region runs from base 100 to 14715 and encodes 4871 amino acids. Gene Ontology annotation, cellular component: sarcolemma; Z disc; calcium channel complex.
UUAGCUGUAUGCUAAUAUUGCUAGGAGAUGAGUCGCACAGCACGCUGAGCUGCCAGUGGAGGCAAGCAGAGUCUUAGCAGAGCUGACUCCUCAAGAGCCAUGGCUGAAGGGGGCGAAGUGGAGGAUGAGAUACAAUUCCUCCGCACUGAUGAUGAAGUUGUCCUUCAGUGCAUUGCCACCAUCCAUAAGGAACAGAGGAAAUUUUGUCUGGCAGCUGAGGGACUUGGGAAUCGACUUUGCUUCUUGGAGCCAACAUCAGAAGCCAAGUAUGUCCCUCCUGACCUGUGCAUUUGUAAUUUUGUGCUGGAGCAGUCCCUCUCUGUUAGAGCCCUUCAGGAAAUGUUGGCAAACACAAUGGCACAUGGCAAUGAAGGGGCAUCGCAAGGAGGCGGACACAGGACUUUACUCUAUGGCCAUGCUAUCUUACUAAGACAUUCAUUUAGUGGAAUGUACUUGACAUGUUUGACCACAUCCAGAUCACUCACAGACAAACUUGCAUUUGAUGUUGGACUGCAAGACACAGCAACGGGAGAAGCCUGUUGGUGGACAAUACAUCCUGCAUCCAAACAGAGAUCUGAGGGAGAAAAGGUUCGGAUUGGAGAUGAUCUUAUUUUAGUCAGUGUGUCUUCUGAAAGAUACCUACAUCUCUCCAUAUCCAAUGGAAUGGGCAAUAUUCAGGUGGAUGCUUCCUUCAUGCAGACACUGUGGAAUGUCCAUCCUACAUGCUCUGGGAGUAGUGUGGAAGAAGGGUAUCUCCUUGGUGGACAUGUUGUUCGGUUUUUCCAUGGUCAUGAUGAGUGUUUGACAAUACCAUCCACCGACCCAGCCGAGGCCCAGCAUAGGAAAGUAAAUUAUGAAGCAGGUGGAGCAGGUGUUCGCGCCAGGUCGUUAUGGAGAGUGGAACCUCUCAGAAUCAGUUGGAGCGGAAGCCACAUCCGAUGGGGGCAGACAUUUCGCCUUCGCCAUAUUACAACUGGGCAAUAUUUGGCACUAACAGAGGACCAAGGACUAGUGCUACAAGGCCGAGCAAAGUCGGAUACUAAAUCAUCAGCUUUCUGCUUCAGAGCAUCCAAAGAAAAACUGGACUCUGGGCCAAAGCGAGACAUAGAUGGAAUGGGAGUAGCAGAAAUUAAAUAUGGAGAUUCCAUUUGCUUUAUCCAGCAUGUAGACAGUGGCUUGUGGCUCACCUACAAAGCCCAAGAUGCCAAAACAGCAAGACUGGGACCACUUAAAAGAAGAGCAAUUCUGCACCAGGAAGGUCAUAUGGAUGAUGGCGUCACUUUACAGAAGUGUCAGCAUGAAGAGUCCCAGGCUGCUAGAAUCAUUCGUAACACCACAGGCCUCUUCAGUCAAUUUAUUAGUGAUUUGGAUUCUCUAACGGGGAACAAUCGGACAGUAACAGCCCCCAUCGCCCUGCCUAUUGAGGAGGUAGUUCAAACCCUGCAAGACUUGAUUGCUUAUUUCCAGCCUCCAGAGGAAGAUCUAGAACAUGAAGAUAAACAGAAUAAACUCCGUUCACUGAAAAACAGGCAGAACCUUUUCAAAGAAGAGGGAAUGCUGGCUCUGGUACUAAAUUGUAUUGAUCGCCUAAAUGUGUACAGCAGUGCGGCACACUUUGCUGAAAUUAUUGGGGAAAAAACUGGGCCAGCAUGGAAAGAAAUACUGAACCUCUUCUAUGAAUUGCUAGCUGCUCUGAUUCGUGGAAAUAGAAGCAACUGUGCACAAUUUUCCAAUAAUCUCGAUUGGCUUAUAAGUAAGCUAGAGCGUCUUGAGUCAUCUUCAGGAAUAUUGGAGGUUCUGCACUGUAUCUUGAUUGAAAGCCCUGAGGCUUUAAACUUAAUAGAGAAAGGACACAUACGCUCUAUCAUUUCCCUGUUGGACAAGCAUGGAAGGAACCACAAGGUCCUGGAUGUCCUCUGCUCUCUGUGUGUUUGCAAUGGUGUUGCAGUUCGUACAAAUCAGAACCUCAUUUGUGACAACCUGCUGCCCAGAAGAGAUUUAUUGUUACAAACCCGCUUGGUUAAUGAUGUUACCAGCAUGAGACCGAACAUCUUCCUCGGUGUGGCAGAGGGCUCAGCUCAAUACAAAAAGUGGUACUUUGAGAUGAUCAUUGAUCAAGUAGAUCCCUAUUUGACACCAGAGCCAACUCAUUUGCGCGUUGGCUGGGCUUCAACCUCGGGUUACGCUCCAUAUCCUGGAGGAGGUGAAGGAUGGGGAGGCAACGGUGUAGGUGAUGAUCUUUUCUCCUAUGGUUUUGAUGGUCUUCACUUAUGGUCUGGUCGAGUACCAAGGGCAGUGGCUUCAAGUAAUCAGCACUUACUGGCUUCUGAUGAUGUUGUCAGCUGCUGCUUGGACCUUGGAGUGCCCAGCAUUUCAUUUCGCAUUAAUGGCCAACCGGUCCAAGGCAUGUUUGAAAACUUCAAUACAGAAGGAUUAUUUUUUCCAGUAGUGAGCUUCUCUGCUGGAGUCAAGGUUCGCUUUAUUCUUGGUGGCCGCCAUGGUGAGUUCAAGUUUUUACCUCCAGCUGGCUAUGCCCCAUGCUAUGAAGCCUUGUUACCAAAAGAGAAGAUGAGAGUGGAGCCUGUGAAAGAGUACAAGAGGGAUUGUGAAGGCGUUCGAGAUUUGUUGGGAACAACACACUUUCUUUCACAAGCCUCAUUCAUCCCGUGUCCUAUUGAUACCAGCCAGAUUGUUUUACCACCCCACCUUGAAAAGAUUCGAGAUAAGUUAGCAGAAAAUAUUCAUGAACUAUGGGGGAUGAACAAGAUUGAGCUUGGAUGGAUUUAUGGAAAGGUACGAGACGACAAUAAACGCCAGCAUCCCUGUUUGGUGGAAUUCUCAAAGCUACCAGAAACAGAGAAGAACUACAAUCUACAAAUGUCUACAGAGACUUUAAAAACCUUACUUGCUUUGGGAUGCCUCAUUGUUCACUCAAAUCAAACAGCUGAAGAAAAUCUUAAGAAAGUAAAACUCCCAAAAAAUUAUAUGAUGUCCAAUGCUUACAAACCUGCCCCGUUGGACCUGUCUGAUGUAAAACUGUUACCAGCCCAGGAAGUUCUUGUUGAUAAACUUGCAGAGAAUGCACACAAUGUCUGGGCUAAAGACAGAAUAAAACAAGGAUGGACCUAUGGCAUUCAGCAGGACCUGAAGAACAAACGAAAUCCUCGCUUGGUGCCAUAUGCUUUACUUGAUGAACGGACUAAAAAGUCUAAUAGAGACAGCUUGCGUGAAGCUGUGAGAACAUUUAUUGGCUAUGGCUAUAAUAUUGAACCACCAGACCAAGAAAUCACUGACCAAAUGAUGGAGCGCAUCAGCAUUGAUAAGAUUCGCUUCUUUAGGGUGGAGCAGACAUAUGCUGUCAAAUCUGGGAGUUGGUAUUUUGAGUUUGAAGUGGUGACUGGAGGUGAUAUGCGAGUAGGCUGGGCUCGACCCAACUGCAGGCCGGACAUUCAACUCGGAGCAGAUGAUCGGGCAUUUGUAUUUGAAGGAAGCAGAGGCCAGUGCUGGAACAUGGGAAGCUCUUUCUUUGGUCGCAACUGGCAGCCAGGAGAUGUGGUGGGAUCCAUGAUUAAUAUGGAUGAUAAAUCUAUGAUCUUCACGUUAAAUGGAGAACUGCUCAUUACUAACCAAGGGUCUGAACUGGCAUUUGCUGAUUUUGAAAUUGAAAAUGGUUUUGUUCCGGUCUGCUCUUUGGGACUGUGUCAGAUUGGUCGCAUGAACCUAGGUAAAGAUGCCAGCACCUUCAAAUACUACACAAUGUGUGGUCUGCAGGAGGGCUUCCAGCCAUUUGCUGUGAACAUGAACAGAGAUGUUGCCAUGUGGUUCAGCAAACGCUUACCUACCUUUGUCAAUGUGCCAAAAGAUCAUCCUCACAUUGAGGUGACAAGGAAAGAUGGUACUGUAGAAAUCCCUCCAUGCUUAAAGGUUACACAUAAAACCUUUGGAACCCAGAACAGUAAUGAAGACAUGAUAUACUGCAGGCUGAGUAUGCCAGUUGAGUUCCAUUCUGCGUUCAACAAUGAAGAACAUUUCCAAAAGAGAAACCAACUUCAUGAUGCAUCUUCACAUACUGCCACGUUGUAUUAUUACUCCGUGCGAAUAUUUGCUGGUCAGGAUCCCUCUUCUGUGUGGAUAGGAUGGGUGACUCCUGACUACCACUUCUACAGUAAAAAUUUUGACUUGAGCAAGAACUGCACUGUGACUGUCACUUUAGGAGAUGAAAGAGGCAGAGUGCAUGAAAGUGUAAAACGUAGCAAUUGUUACAUGGUGUGGGGAGGUGACCUCUCCACUGGCUCUCAGAGGUCAGGCCGCAGCAAUGUAGAUAUAGACAUUGGGUGCCUUGUUGACCUGGCCACAGGACUGCUUUCCUUCACAGCUAAUGGAAAAGACCUAGGAACCUGCUACCAGGUUGAACCAAAUACCAAGCUGUUUCCAGCAGUUUUUCUGCAGCCAACUAGCACUAAUCUCUUUCAGUUUGAACUUGGAAAAUUAAAGAACACCAUGCCACUAUCAGCUGCAAUAUUUAAGAGUGAAGAAAAGAAUCCUGUUCCACAGUGUCCACCUCGUUUGGAUGUGCAAUCUAUAACCCCAGUACUAUGGAGUCGCAUGCCAAAUAUUUUCUUAAAAGUGGAAACAGAACGUGUGAGCGAGCGGCAUGGCUGGGUGGUGCAAUGCCUAGAACCCCUGCAGAUGUUGGCCUUGCAUAUACCUGAGGAGAAUCGGUGUAUUGACAUCCUGGAACUCUCUGAGCAAGAAGAUCUCAUGAAAUUUCAUUACCACACUCUUAAAUUAUACUGCGCUGUAUGUGCACUGGGUAACAACCGUGUUGCACAUGCCUUGUGCAGUCACGUUGAUCAGUCCCAGCUACUGUAUACGAUUGAUAACCAGUACCUUCCUGGCCUCCUGCGUUCUGGUUUCUACAACCUUCUUAUCAGCAUUUACCUGGAGUCUGCCAAGGAGGGCAAGCUGAUGAUGAACAAUGAGUUUAUCAUACCCAUCACUGAUGAGACUCGGCAAAUUCAACUGUUCCCUGAUGAGUCAAAGAGGCAUGGCUUGCCCGGGGUUGGUCGUAGUACCUGUCUGAAGUCUGACCUUUAUUUUACAGCACCUUGCUUUGUGCUGACUGGAGAGGAGAGGCAACAGCAUGGCCCAGAGAUUCCAGUGGAUAUUCUUAAGUCCAAAGCUAUUGGCAUGCUUACAGAGGCCGUGCAAAGCAGUGGGGAUCACAUCAGAGACCCUGUUGGAGGAAAAGUAGAGUUCCAGUUUGUGCCAGUACUCAAGCUUAUUGCCACUCUUCUUAUUAUGGGAGUGUUUGAGGAUGAGGAUGUGCGUCAGAUUCUACUGCUCAUUGACCCAAAUGUUUUUGGCGACCACAAAGAAGAGGAAAUAGAAGAGAAUGGGGAGAAAGAAGACAUUGCUCAGGAUGAAGAGAAAGCUGUAGAGGCUGGUGAGAAAGCAACUAGAGACGACAAGGCUCCUGCCAAGGGCUUACUGCAGACUCGCCUUCCAGAGUCUGUCAAACUCCAGAUGUGCGAACUUCUUCAUUACUUCUGUGACUGUGAGCUGAAACAUCGUGUGGAAUCCAAUGUUGCCUUCUCUGACAAAUUUGUUUCUAAGCUGCAAUACAACCAGAAGUUCCGAUACAAUGAACUUAUGCUGGCACUGAACAUGUCAGCUGCUCUAACUGCCAAAAAGACGAGGGAGUUCCGCUCUCCUCCACAGGAACAGAUUAACAUGCUUCUGAAUUUCCAAAUGCAAGAAGACAGCCCUUGCCCAGAGGAAAUACGGGGUGAGCUAUAUGAGUACCAUGAAGAUCUUCUCAUGCACUGUGGUAUUCCUCUUGAGGAAGAAAAAGAGGAGGAGGAAGAUAAAUCAUGGACAGGUCGUCUUCGAUCACUAGUAUACAAGAUCAAGGGCCGGCCAAGGGCAGAAGAGCAAGAUCCUGCAGAGGAGGAGGAGAAGUCUCCUACCACACUUAAAGAGCUCAUCUCACAAACAAUGGUGCGCUGGGCACAAGAAGACCACAUCCAAGACCCCGAGCUUGUGCGUAUCAUGUUUAGCCUCCUACGUCGACAGUAUGAUAGUAUUGGAGAGUUACUACAUGCCAUGCGGAAAACCUAUACAAUCAGUGCUGCCUCUGUGGAAGAUACCAUUAACCUGUUGGCUUCUUUGGGUCAAAUACGAUCCCUUUUAAGUGUGCGAAUGGGCAAGGAAGAGGAAAUGCUUAUGAUUGAUGGCUUAGGUGACAUCAUGAACAACAAGGUCUUCUAUCAGCAUCCGAACCUGAUGCGUGUUUUAGGGAUGCAUGAGACUGUUAUGGAGGUCAUGGUGAAUGUUCUAGGGGGAGACAAGUCUCAGCAAAUUGCUUUUCCCAAGAUGGUGGCAAGCUGUUGCAGAUUCCUCUGCUAUUUUUGUAGAAUUAGUCGGCAAAAUCAAAAGGCCAUGUUUGAGCAUCUAGGUUACUUAUUGGAGAACAGUAGUGUUGGUUUAGCAUCUCCGUCUAUGAGGGGAUCUACACCUCUAGAUGUCGCUGCUGCAUCUGUAAUGGACAACAAUGAGCUUGCUUUGGCUUUGCAAGAACCAGACUUGGAGAAGGUUGUGACAUAUUUGGCAGGUUGUGGACUGCAGAGCUGUCCAAUGUUAAUAGCCAAAGGAUACCCAGAUAUUGGAUGGAAUCCCAUAGAGGGAGAGCGUUACCUAUCAUUCCUACGCUUUGCUGUCUUUGUAAACUGUGAGAGUGUUGAAGAAAAUGCCAGUGUGGUGGUGAAGCUAUUAAUCCGUCGACCAGAGUGUUUUGGGCCUUCUCUUAGAGGAGAAGGGGGAAAUGGUUUGCUGGCAGCUAUGCAGGAGGCUAUUAACAUCUCUGAGAACCCAGCUCUGGAUCUUCCUUCUCAGGGCUAUCAGAGGGAAGUGGUCGAAGAAGAUGAAGAAGAAGAGAUUGUACACAUGGGAAAUGCUAUAAUGUCCUUUUAUUCUGCACUCAUAGACUUGCUGGGGCGUUGUGCACCAGAGCCACAUUUGAUCCAGGCUGGUAAAGGUGAAGCUAUACGAAUACGCGCCAUCCUCCGAUCACUUGUGCCUACAGAAGAUCUUGUUGGGAUUAUUAGUAUCCCCCUAAAGCUGCCUGCUUUUAACAAAGAUGGCACAGUGUUUGAACCAGACAUGGCUGCUAGCUUUUGCCCUGAUCACAAGGCUCCCAUGGUGCUUUUCCUGGACCGUGUCUAUGGCAUUAGGGACCAACGCUUCCUCCUUCAUCUGCUAGAGGUGGCCUUUUUACCUGACCUAAGAGCAUCAGCAUCACUUGAUACAGCUUCCCUGAGUGUCACUGAGAUGGCUCUUGCUUUGAACCGAUAUAUCUGCUCUGCGGUACUCCCAUUGCUUACUCGUUGUGCUCCCCUCUUUUCCGGCACCGAACACUAUGCAGCACUAAUAGAUUCCACCCUGCAUACCAUAUACAGACUAUCCAAGGGGCGUUCUCUAACCAAAGCUCAGAGAGACACAAUUGAAGAGUGUCUGCUGUCAAUAUGCCAUCAUAUGCGGCCUUCUAUGCUUCAGCAGCUCCUGCGGCGUCUCGUUUUUGAUGUUCCCUUGCUCAGCGAAUACUGCAAAAUGCCACUGAAGCUUUUGACAAACCAUUAUGAACAGUGCUGGAAAUAUUAUUGCCUCCCUUCUGGAUGGGGCAGCUACGGUUUGGCCUCAGAGGAAGAACUGCAUCUGACUGAAAAGCUGUUCUGGGGGAUUUUUGAUUCCCUUUCCCACAAGAAGUAUGAUGCUGAACUCUUCAGAAUGUGCAUGCCCUGUCUCAGUGCAAUAGCUGGAGGUCUACCACCAGAUUAUGUUGAUACCAGAAUUAAAGCAACACCUGAGAAGCAAAUGUCAGUGGACGCUGAAGGAAACUUUGACCCAAAACCCAUUAAUACUGCCAAUCUUACAUUACCCGAGAAGCUGGAAUAUAUUGUCAAUAAAUACGCAGAGCAUUCCCAUGAUAAAUGGGCUUAUGACAAGCUACACAGUGGAUGGAAAUAUGGAACUACCCUUGAUGAAAAUACAAAAUCCCACCCGCUGCUGAGACCAUUUAAGACACUAACUGAAAAGGAGAAAGAAAUAUAUCGUUGGCCUGUAAGGGAAUCUGUGAAAACCAUGCUAGCAAUUGGAUGGAGUGUGGAAAGAACUAAAGAAGGAGAAGCCCUGGCACUGCACCGGGAAAAUGAAAAGAUGCGCAGUAUAUCCCAGACUAGCCAGGGAAAUGGCUACACUCCUGCUUCAAUUGAUCUGAGUAAUGUUGUCCUCUCCCGAGAGCUCCAGGGAAUGGUGGAAGUAAUGGCAGAAAACUACCACAAUAUAUGGGCAAAAAAGAAGAAGACGGAGUUGGAGACUAAAGGUGCAGGGAGCCACCCACUGUUGGUGCCCUAUGAUACCUUAACAGCAAAAGAAAAGGCAAGGGACCGUGAAAAAGCCCAGGAACUUUUCAAAUUUCUUCAAGUGAAUGGAUAUGCCAUAUCCAGAGGAUUAAAAGAUAUGGAGUUAGAUGCUUCUUCCAUGGAGAAGAGAUUUGCCUUCAAAUUUCUGAAGAAAGUUCUGCAUUACGUUGAUUCGGCUCAGGAAUUCAUUGCACAUUUAGAGGCGGUUGUUGGCAGCGGUAAAAGUGAGAAGUCACCACACGAACAAGAAAUCAAGUUUUUUGCCAAAGUUCUUUUGCCACUCGUUGACCAAUACUUUAAGAACCACUGCUUGUAUUUCCUCUCUUCUCCAAUUAAAACCCUCAGCAGUAGUGGCUAUGCAUCCAACAAAGAGAAAGAAAUGGUGGCAAGUCUGUUCUGCAAACUGGCAGCUCUUGUCAGACAUAGGAUCUCACUGUUUGGAAGUGAUUCUGCCACCAUGGUGAGCUGUUUGCACAUUCUGGCCCAGACGCUUGACACACGCACUGUAAUGAAGUCUGGAUCUGAGCUGGUGAAAGCUGGAGUUCGUGCUUUCUUUGAAAAUGCUGCAGAAGAUUUGGAAAAGACAUUAGAAAAUCUGAAGCUGGGGAAAUUUACUCACUCUAGGACUCAGAUGAAAGGAGUCUCCCAGAACAUUAACUACACCACAGUGGCCCUCCUUCCUAUACUGACAUCCAUUUUUGAACAUGUGGCUCGUCACCAGUUUGGAGUUGAUUUGCUGUUGGAUGAUGUUCAAGUUUCCUGCUACCGGAUCCUCUGCAGCCUUUAUUUACUUGGAACCGGAAAAAACAUCUAUGUUGAAAGGCAGCGGCCCGCCCUGGGAGAAUGUCUGGCAGCUCUGGCUGGAGCUAUUCCCGUGGCUUUUCUUGAGCCAUCACUAAACCACAACAAUCCACUCUCUGUUUUCAAUACCAAAUCUCCACGGGAGAGAGCUAUUUUAGGUAUGCCAGAUACAGUGGAAGAGAUGUGUUCAGAAAUGCCACACCUAGAGGGUCUUAUGAAAGAGAUUAAUGACUUGGCUGAAUCUGGAGCUAGGUACACGGAGAUGCCACAUGUCAUUGAGGUCGUCCUUCCAAUGCUAUGCAACUAUCUUUCUUAUUGGUGGGAGAGAGGCACAGAGAAUGUGCCAGAAAAUGCCAGGCCAUGCUGUACUCAAGUGACUUCAGAACACCUCAGUGUCAUACUGGGCAACAUCCUGAAAAUCAUUAACAACAAUCUGGGAAUAGAUGAAGCAUCUUGGAUGAAGAGAAUUGCAGUCUACGCUCAGCCAAUUAUCAGCAAGGCUCAACCAGACCUCCUAAAGAGCCAUUUUAUUCCCACACUGGAGAAACUGAAGAAGAAAGCAAUAAAGAUUGUGCAAGAGGAGGAGCAGCUGAAAGCAGACAGCAAGACUGACACUCAGGAAGCAGAGUUGCUCAUUCUUGAUGAGUUUGCGGUUUUAUGUAGAGAUCUGUAUGCUUUCUAUCCUAUGCUAAUCCGAUAUGUAGACAACAACAGGUCGAACUGGCUCAAAAAACCAGAUGCUGAUUCUGAUGAUCUGUUCAGAAUGGUGGCGGAAGUUUUUAUUCUUUGGUGUAAAUCACAUAAUUUUAAAAGAGAAGAACAGAAUUUUGUGAUUCAGAAUGAGAUCAAUAAUUUGGCAUUCCUGACCGGAAACAACAAGAGUAAGAUGUCUAAACCCAUACAAGUGAAGUCUGGAGGGCAAGACCAGGAGAGGAAGAGAACAAAGCGCAGAGGAGACCUUUACUCCAUACAGACUUCCCUGAUUGUGGCUGCCUUGAAAAAGAUGCUACCCAUUGGGCUGAAUAUGUGCUCCCCGGGGGAUCAGGAACUCAUUUCACUUGCAAAGAGCCGAUAUUGCCUUAAAGACACAGACGAAGAAGUAAAAGAACACUUACGCAGCAACCUCCACCUGCAGGAAAAAUCUGAAGAUCCUGCAGUUAAAUGGCAGCUGGAUUUGUACAAGGAUAUUCUGAAAAGUGAGGAGACCGACCCUGAGAAAGCUGUAGAACGUGUUCAGAAAAUAUCUGCUGCUGUCUUCCAUCUUGAACAGGUGGAGCAGCCCUUGAGAUCUAAGAAAGCUGUCUGGCACAAACUCCUGUCGAAGCAGAGGAAGCGAGCUGUUGUGGCCUGUUUUCGCAUGGCCCCUUUGUACAAUCUGCCAAGGCACCGUUGUAUUAACCUCUUCCUCCAUGGUUAUCAGAGAUUUUGGAUACAAACAGAGGAAAAUUCCUUUGAGGAGACACUAAUUCAGGAUUUGGCUAAACCCAAAAGGAAAGAUGAAGACGAAGAGGAGGAGACAGAGAAAAAUCCAGAUCCUCUUCACCAGAUAAUUUUACAUUUCAGUCGCAAUGCCCUUACUGAGAGGAGUAAGUUGGAGGAUGACCCACUGUAUACAGCAUAUGCAGCAAUGAUGGCAAAGAGCUGUCAAAAUGAAGAAGAAGAAGAUGAGGACAAAGAGAAAACAUUUGAAGAAAAAGAAAUGGAAAAACAAAAGACAUUAUACCAGCAGGCUCGUCUACAUGAGAGGGGGGCUGCUGAGAUGGUGCUUCAGAUGAUCAGUGCAAGUAAAGGUGAAAUGAGCCCUAUGGUUGUGGAAACACUCAAACUUGGAAUAUCGAUUCUAAACGGCGGCAAUACCGUAGUACAACAGAAAAUGUUAGACUACUUGAAAGAGAAAAAAGAUGCUGGAUUCUUCCAGAGUUUGUCUGGCCUAAUGAUGUCAUGCAGUGUUCUUGACUUGAAUGCAUUUGAAAGGCAGAACAAAGCAGAAGGCCUUGGAAUGGUUACGGAAGAAGGAACACUCAUUGUCCGUGAACGAGGUGAGAAGGUUUUACAGAAUGAUGAAUUUACAAGGGACCUCUUUAGAUUCCUGCAACUACUGUGUGAAGGACACAACAAUGACUUUCAGAAUUUCCUCAGAACCCAGAUGGGAAAUACCACCACAGUAAAUAUUAUCAUUAGCACCGUGGAUUAUCUUCUCCGUCUCCAGGAAUCUAUCAGUGACUUCUACUGGUACUACUCGGGGAAGGAUGUGAUUGAUGAAUCUGGACAGCGCAACUUUUCCAAAUCUCUGGCUGUUACCAAACAAAUAUUUAACUCGCUCACUGAAUACAUUCAGGGUCCAUGCAUAGGAAAUCAGCAGAGUUUGGCACACAGUAGGCUAUGGGAUGCUGUGGUUGGGUUUCUCCAUGUCUUUGCAAACAUGCAGAUGAAACUGUCACAGGACUCUAGCCAGAUUGAACUGCUUAAACAGCUUCUUGAUCUCCUUCAAGACAUGGUGGUCAUGCUGCUGUCUCUCCUAGAAGGCAAUGUGGUUAAUGGAACUAUUGGAAAACAAAUGGUUGACACUCUUGUAGAAUCGUCCAGCAAUGUUGAAAUGAUCCUUAAGUUCUUUGACAUGUUCCUAAAGCUGAAAGACCUAACUAGCUCUGAUGCAUUUAAAGAGUAUGACCCAGAAGGGAAAGGAAUUAUCUCCAAGAAAGAGUUUCAAAAAGCCAUGGAGGGGCAAAAGCAAUAUGCCCAGUCUGAAAUUGAAUUCCUUCUUUCUUGUGCUGAAGCAGAUGAAAAUGACAUGUUUAACUAUGUUGAAUUUGUAGACAGAUUUCAUGAACCAGCUAAAGAUAUUGGAUUUAAUGUGGCCGUUUUGUUGACUAAUCUCUCAGAGCAUAUGCCAAAUGAUUCACGGCUCCAGUGUUUGUUGGAUCCUGCAAACAGUGUUCUAAACUACUUUUCUCCAUACUUGGGUCGUAUUGAAAUUAUGGGUGGAGCAAAAAGAAUAGAGAGAGUAUAUUUCGAGAUAAGUGAGUCAAGCCGGACACAGUGGGAGAAGCCACAAGUCAAAGAGUCAAAGAGACAAUUUAUUUUUGAUGUAGUCAAUGAAGGCGGAGAGCAGGAAAAAAUGGAACUCUUUGUUAACUUCUGUGAGGACACAAUUUUUGAGAUGCAGCUGGCCUCUCAGAUUUCUGAGUCAGACACAACAGAUAGACCUGAAGAAGAAGAAGAGGAGGAACCUCACCAUGUGCUUGAAGUUGGUGAAGAAGAUGAGGAAGAAAAAUCUUUGGAAUCUUCUUCUGCUUUUAUUGUAGCUUGCACAGCGCUGAGGAAAAACACUUCCAAUUUUUUAAAAAUGCUAACUUUGAAAAACAUUAGCAAACAGUUUAGGAAGGUGAAAAAAAUGACCAUUAAAGAAUUAGUGAAAGUCUUCUUCUCAUUUUUCUGGACUCUAUUUGUUGGUCUGUUCCAAUUUGUGUUUACCAUUAUAUGGGGAAUAUUCCAGAUUCUUUGGAGCACUGUGUUUGGAGGUGGCCUAGUUGAAGGGGCCAAAAACAUUAAAGUUACCAAAAUAUUAGGAGACAUGCCUGAUCCCACUCAGUUUGGAAUCCACGAUGAUGUCCUGGAAACCGAAAAAGCAGAUGCCCCUGAACAUGCUACAUCAGCAGAACUGGCCCAUCUUGUUAAAGUAGAGAAAGGAGAGAUUGACAUGCCUGAUAUAUUUGGUAUACAAAGCAAAAAAGAAAGCUCUAAGCAUGGUCAAGAAAUCGGUCUGGGUGAUUUCUCCGAGCAUGUAGGAACAGAGCGCACAACCAGCUUGGAAAGUGCUGUCCACAAAAAGAGAAAAACUCUUGAAGCAGAAAUAGCUAAAGAAAUUGCUAAAGAACAUGAAGACAACUCUAAAGCUGAAUCUGAGAAGGCCGAUAUGGAAGAUGGUGAGAAAAAGGACAAAGCUAAAGCUGAGGAACAGUCUGAAUUCUUGGAAAGCAAAGCAGAAACGAGAAGCAAGAAAAGACGUGGACAGAAAAAAGAGGAAUCUGAAGCAUUUAUGGCAAAUUUUCUGGCAGGAUUGGAGAUCUACCAAACCAAAACGCUAAAUUAUCUGGCAAGAAAUUUCUAUAAUCUACGAUUCCUUGCUCUGUUUGUUGCAUUCGCCAUUAACUUCAUUUUAUUGUUCUACAAGGUAACUGAGGAUCCUGUCAGCGAUGACACAGAUAAUGAACAAAACCUAUGGAACCCAUAUCAGGAAGAUGAGGAAGCAGAGGAGGGAGCCGUUUACUUUGUUCUACAAGAAUCCACUGGCUACAUGGCUCCAACACUACGUAUCCUGGCUGUUAUUCACACCAUCAUUUCUUUCGUCUGUGUUAUUGGAUAUUACUGUCUAAAGGUUCCUCUGGUGGUAUUUAAACGUGAGAAGGAAAUUGCUCGUAAUGUAGAGUUUGAUGGACUAUAUAUCACAGAGCAGCCCUCAGAUGAUGACAUUAAAGGACAAUGGGAUCGCCUUGUCAUCAAUACUCCGUCUUUCCCUAAUAAUUAUUGGGAUAAAUUUGUUAAGAGGAAGGUCAUCAAUAAAUAUGGAGACCUAUAUGGAGCAGAUAGAAUUGCUGAACUGCUUGGAUUGGAUAAAAAUGCUCUGGAUUUCAGCCCUGUAGAAAAGACCAAAAUCGAGGCGGGAUCACUUGUAUCAUGGCUGAGUUCCAUUGACAUGAAGUACCAUAUCUGGAAGCUUGGAGUGGUUUUUACUGACAAUUCCUUCCUUUACCUUGCUUGGUACACAACCAUGUCAAUACUUGGACACUACAACAACUUCUUCUUUGCAGCUCAUCUCCUGGAUAUUGCAAUGGGCUUCAAGACCUUAAGAACCAUUCUUUCCUCAGUUACCCACAAUGGAAAACAGCUGGUGCUCACAGUUGGACUUCUGGCGGUAGUUGUUUAUCUUUACACUGUUGUGGCCUUCAACUUCUUCCGGAAGUUUUACAAUAAGAGUGAAGACGAAGAUGACCCUGAUAUGAAGUGUGAUGACAUGAUGACGUGUUACCUGUUCCACAUGUAUGUGGGAGUGAGAGCUGGAGGUGGCAUUGGAGAUGAGAUUGAAGACCCUGCCGGUGACCCUUAUGAGAUGUAUCGUAUUGUGUUCGACAUCACCUUCUUCUUCUUUGUUAUUGUCAUACUUCUGGCCAUUAUUCAAGGUUUGAUCAUUGAUGCUUUUGGAGAACUGAGAGACCAACAAGAACAAGUGAGAGAAGACAUGGAGACAAAAUGUUUCAUUUGUGGAAUUGGAAAUGAUUACUUUGACACGACACCGCAUGGCUUUGAAACACACACCUUACAAGAGCACAAUUUGGCGAACUAUCUGUUCUUCCUCAUGUAUAUAAUUAAUAAAGAUGAAACCGAACACACUGGCCAGGAAUCGUAUGUCUGGAAAAUGUAUCAGGAGAGAUGUUGGGACUUCUUCCCAGCAGGUGACUGUUUCCGCAAGCAGUAUGAAGACCUACUCGGAUAAUGAAUACACAUUUCACUGAGAGCAAGAUUCAUGGGGAGGAGACUGCAUCUGGAACAAAGACUUACCCAAACGGACACAUUUACUUGUAGGCCACUCUUCCCAACAGUGUCACAACCUGCUUGUGGAUGUGUAUUAUAUAUACACAAGUCUAUAGACUAAUGUGCAAUGAAAUAUGAGAGUCACAGAACAAAGAAUAUCACUACAGUGCAUCAAAACAAUGCUACACCGUGCUCGUUUAGCCAUAGUGCAUUUUUCAAGUCACUUAAAACAUACAAGGAAAGUAACUAGGAUUUGGUGCAAACCAGCAAGGACUAAAAGGGAAAGUUUAUAAAUCAGUGAUAUUCAGCCUGACUGCAUCUGCUUCCCAGCAAAUCUUGAUUUUUGUCAGUGAUAAAACCACGGGCAGACAUCUCAUUACAGAAAUGCCAUACAUCUGGCUGCCCAAGAACUAAAAAGGGCUAAUAGACACACACACACACACACACACCUUAGCAGCUGAUGUGAUGGGAGUUUUGUGCACUAUGUCAUUUUCUUCCAUCACAGCAGUUAAAGUGCAGAUUUAUUGUACAAGUUUAAAACCACAAAUUUUGCAGAUUCACCCCAGCAAUUAGAAAUGAUUCUGUGUCUGGAGAAGCAUGCAGUUUUCUUUUUCUAUUUUUACUUUGCCAAUGAGGCUUUUAAGGAUGUCACUUAAAACAAAAUAAUAAUUAUCAGAUGCUAGUCACAGACGCCAAGUUAAUCGAAGUUUGCUGCAACUGUUUGUAAGGAUGUUUAUGCUAUGAAGCCUGGAGGAAUUCAGUUGGACGUACACAGGCUGAAAUUGUCAUGGCCUUAGGUAUUAACGGUAAGCUGCUGGAUAUCUCUGUGGCUGAGAGCUCUGACUAUACAAGUUUACCUGUGUAAGAAAGCCUAGUCUGACAAAAUGGUAGCAUUUAGCUGUAUAGAUUGAGACGCAGCUUCAGGCAGUUGAAGGAAAUGAUAGUAAGGGAAAAGUUUGUUCUUAACACUUUUUCGACCGUGAACUUAAUCGAUUAAGUGCCUUAACCGUCUGUAGACGUAGCUAUGCAAGACUUUUUUUUUUUUCUUCUUUCAUGUUAGUACAUUAGAUUAAUGAAAUUCACAAAUGUUGUGCUGUUCUUUGUCUUACUGUAUGAAAUGAGAAACUGCAUUCAGUUGCUAUUUAGUUUUUCUUUCAAUGACAGUUUGCUGUUAUUUAAAGAAACUGGAAUGUAUCUAAUUAUAUUCUCUUAAAUGGAAAUAUUAUGCCAAAUUCAAGCACUGCUUUCUGGUCAUUGGUAAGUGCUGUAGUGAAGCUGCUAACUUUAUGCAUUUUUCUUCAAAUACAAUAAAGUGCCCAUCGCAAUAAAUAAAUUAUGAACCA